AUGUCGUAUCGAAGUGAUAAAAUUGACGGGUCCAAUUUUGUGAAGAGUGCUUGUUACCGGAACAUCAGGUUUUACAUUUGUUGUGUUCAUCAACUUUUAAAGGAAAAUUAUACUGUACGUGACCUUAAUAAUCAUUUCAAAAUUGAUCCACUGAAACAACUAGAAGGAGCAGCUGAAUGUUUGGAAUUGGUUGAAGUAGAUUUGGAAAAUGAUCAAGGAUGGUCUCAAGCAACAGCUAAUUGCACCUAUGUUUUGCAUGUUGCGAGUCUUUUUCCAAUUGUCACUCAUGAAUCAGUCAUUUCAACUGCAGUAGAUGGUACUCUUCGAGUAUUACGAGCUGCUGCAUCAAAUUCAUCUCUAAAAAAAGUUGUUGUUACUAGUUCUUGCGCUGCUCUUAAUGACACUAAGUUCAAGUUAACUGUAAUCAAUUCGGCACUUGUUGGACCUCUCCUUUAUAAUGUACAAGGAAUGAGUAUCGAUAUAAUACGUCGUUUUUUGAACAAUGAAAUUCCCGCAGUACCAGCAGUUCAAUUUGGUUUAAUAGACCUACCUGAUAUAGCACAAGCACAAGCACGUGCUAUGCGAGAACCACGUAGUGAUGGAUUACGAAUUUUAUUAAGUUAUCAACCAAGUUUCUGGUUUCUGGAUAUUGCCAAUGUUCUACGUGAUGAAUUCUCAUCGCAGGGUUACAGUAUCCCAAGAAUUACAGUGCCAUAUCCGAUAGCAUGGCUUUAUUCAUUGUUCAGCAACAAAACAAAGCGGUAA
Molecule: messenger RNA, 765 nt
Organism: Brugia malayi
Lineage: Eukaryota; Metazoa; Nematoda; Chromadorea; Rhabditida; Onchocercidae
Exons: 6
Coding region: 1-765 (254 amino acids)
Biological process (GO): steroid biosynthetic process
Molecular function (GO): 3-beta-hydroxy-Delta5-steroid dehydrogenase (NAD+) activity
Source: RefSeq, a predicted model, not a curated record